CCCACGCAAGCUAUAUAUAGCAAACAAAGAUAUGGGUCGUGUUUACCUCCCGAUCCACAGUGUGCUGAUGCACGUCGUCGCCGCGCUGGUGGUGUUGGUGUACAUCCCACUGUCUGUACCUGUCCGGCUGUUCUUGUGGGCGUUCGUGAAGCCGCUGAGGAGAGAGCAACUCAGAGGAAAGGUCGUCCUCAUUACCGGCGCCUCCUCCGGCAUCGGCGAGGAACUUGCCUACCAAUAUGCUAGCAAAGGGGCGUCCCUCGCUCUGGUGGCACGGAGGAAGCAGGCGCUCAAGAGCGUCGCCGCGGCCGCCCGCGAGCGCGGCGCGCCGGACGUCCUCGUCCUCGACGCCGACGUCUCCGACGCCGGCCAGUCGAGGCGCGCCGUCGAGGAGACCAUCGCGCACUACGGCAAAUUGAAUCAUCUGGUCGCCAAUGCCGGGAUCUGGUCCACCUGCCCUUUCGAUGAAAUCACCAACAUAACCGCGUUCACCACGAUCAUGGAUGUGAAUUUCUGGGGCGCCGUGUACCCGACCUACUACGCGCUGCCGCACCUCAAGGCCAGCAGGGGAAAGCUCGUCGUCUGCUCCUCCGCGGCAGGAACGGUGGCCACCUCAAGGAUGAGCUUCUACAACGCGUCCAAAGCGGCGGUGCUGAGGUUCUACGAGACGCUGAGAGCGGAGCUCGGCUCGGAGGUCGGCGUCACCAUCCUCACCCACGGCUACGUCGAGUCCGAGAUGACCAUGGGCAAGGCCGUCCAGAAAGACGGCGUGCUCGUCGUCGACCAGGAGGCCAGAGACGUGCAGAUCGGGGUGUUCCCGGUGGGCGGCGUGGGCGCCAUGUGCCGGGUCGCCAUGGACGGCAUCCGGAGGGGCGACCGGUACGUGACGUGGCCGUCCGUGUACCGGCCGCUGCAGCUGGUCGCGUGCCUCGCGCCCGAGAUCGUGAGCUGGCUGUCCUACGCGAUGUACAACACCAAGGCGGGAGGAGGAGCGCCGCUCAGCAAGAGAGCCCUCGACGCCACCGGCGCGAGGCGGUUCUUCCCGGAGGGGCUCCGCCGCAACCCGGUCGUCAUCAAGACGGACGAGGAGUGCGACGGCGACGAAGGCGUCGCCGCAUGUAAUUAACUUGCGGGCCGUCGCACGUACACACACAUACAUGCUGUGCAGGAAAUAAUUCGAGUCGAGCGUUUGGGUAUUUGUGUACGAGUAACUUAUAGAUCACGAGGUGUUUUGGACUUUUGGUCGCAUCUUGUAAGAUGUAAUUAAGAGUUAUUUGAACUAUGAAAUAAUAAUAGAUACUACAAAUUUAAGUCUA
Messenger RNA from Oryza sativa Japonica Group (Japanese rice), 1313 nucleotides. Its product is annotated as 11-beta-hydroxysteroid dehydrogenase 1A. Gene Ontology annotation, molecular function: oxidoreductase activity. NCBI's taxonomy places the organism in Eukaryota, Viridiplantae, Streptophyta, Magnoliopsida, Poales, Poaceae. Gene Ontology annotation, cellular component: cytosol. The record is from RefSeq and is a predicted model, not a curated record.